Diutina rugosa is the source of this 1011-nucleotide messenger RNA. RefSeq lists its product as uncharacterized. The record is from RefSeq and is a predicted model, not a curated record. The transcript has a single exon. Bases 1 to 1011 code for a protein of 336 amino acids. Lineage: Eukaryota; Fungi; Ascomycota; Pichiomycetes; Serinales; Debaryomycetaceae.
AUGCUCAUUAUCUUAUUGGCGUUGGCAGUACACCUGGUGGCUGCCGAUGCUUCUGGUGUUGACGCCGCCAAUAUCCUCCCACCUAUCACUGCUCGACCUCAACCACAACAAACUACUAUCAGUAAUGGCUCUAUUCCUGAUUACGUGGUGAAAUACGCUCCUUUAGUGUGGCUUCACUCCGAGGAGAAGUAUUUCCCCGGUGAUGUUUGUGAAUAUUGUCAACAUUUUGACAUUUUUGACAAAAAUGAUAAGUCGACGAAAUUUAAUGGAAACAUCGCUGAUUUGGGGAAAUACCACGGCGAUGAAUUCACUAUGGUAGCCACCGAAGAAUGGACCGAGUCCUCAUGGAUUUAUGGUAAUAAACCUGAAAAGGAAGGGUACUGCGAAGCUCCCGCUACGCUCAUUGUCGUCGAUAAAGGAAAUGGCUGGAUCGACGCCUUCUGGUUCUACUUUUACCCAUUUAAUCUAGGUCCUAAAGUCCUUUCCAAAGGUCCUAUCGGUAACCAUUUGGGUGAUUGGGAAUAUACUAUGGUGCGGUUUUACGAUGGCCGACCCCGAGUUACGUGGCUUUCAUGUCAUGAAUCAGGACUGUGGUGGCUCUACCACGAUUUACAACACCAGGAUUCUCGAGCAGUGGUGUACAGUGCUGUUGGCACCCACGCCAACUAUGCCAGUGCUGGAACUCAACAACGCGACCCUACAGGCUCGCUUGUCGAUAUAACCGACAAAGGAACUCUCUGGGACCCUGCAGCCAACUAUUUAGCCUAUACGUUUGACGGGGAAGCCUUCUAUGGUGUUUCCGAACGAGAAUCAGCCUAUGGCAGCUGGCUCACAUUUUCUGGAAGGUGGGGAAACCGCCGCCUCCCUCGGUGGGACCGACGCCAGCGACGCUACGGACCAAAGCUUUGGCGGUACGUGGACGGACCUCAGGGUCCCUUAAUGAAAGGGUUGAUUCGAGUUAGUCCGUCUCACGACGACUACCCUCGUUGGUGGAAGUUCUGGCACAUCUAG